Lolium rigidum is the source of this 3828-nucleotide messenger RNA. Its product is annotated as ABC transporter B family member 5-like. NCBI's taxonomy places the organism in Eukaryota, Viridiplantae, Streptophyta, Magnoliopsida, Poales, Poaceae. Gene Ontology annotation, molecular function: ATP binding; ABC-type transporter activity; ATP hydrolysis activity. Gene Ontology annotation, cellular component: membrane. The transcript has 12 exons. The record is from RefSeq and is a predicted model, not a curated record. Bases 28 to 3828 code for a protein of 1266 amino acids. Gene Ontology annotation, biological process: transmembrane transport.
GCUAGUCAGUUGCCUGGUAGGCAUACCAUGGGGAAGGGUGAAGAAGCAGGGGAGGAGAAAGGCAGGAAGAAGAUGACCAAGGGUGGCAAGGCGCCGUUCCAUGACAUGUUCAAGAACGCAGAUGUUACCGACAUGGUGCUGAUGCUGGUCGGCACGGUUGCCGCGGUUGGAAGUGGUAUGUCACAGGUGGUCAUGACGAUCAUCUUUGGGCGGAUGAUCGAUGCCUUUGGGGGUGCCACCCCCGACACCAUCCUUCCGCGAGUCAACAAGGUGGUUCUCCAGUUUGUGUACUUAGCCAUUGGAACAUUGCCUGCUUGUUUUCUCGAGAUAUCAUGCUGGACCAUGACUGGGGAGAGACAGGCAGCUCGCAUUCGAUCUUUGUAUCUCAACUCAGUUUUGAAACAAGAUAUGCCGUUCUUUGACACGGAAAUGAAAAGUGGACACGUAGUCUCCGGUAUAUCUGCUGAUACAAUACUAAUUCAAGAUGCUAUUGGUGAGAAGGUCGGGAAGUUUCUACAGCUUAUCACCACUUUCAUUGGUGGGUUUAUUGUGGCAUUCAUCAAAGGCUGGCUCCUAACCAUUGUAAUGCUUUGUACUAUACCACCAUUAGCAGUUGCAGCUGGAAUCAUCUCAAAGAUGCUUUCCAAAGUAUCUAGCGAGGGCCUAGCAUCAUACGUCGAUGCAGGAAAUAUUGUAGAACAGACAAUUGGAUCCAUAAGAACGGUGGUUUCAUUCAACGGUGAAAAGAAAACCAUGGACCUAUACAACAAUCUCAUAAAGAAAGCAUACAAGGGCACCGUCAAGGAAGGGGCUAUUAAAGGUUUCGGCAUGGGUUUCCUUUCCUUCGUCUAUUUGUCCAGCUUUGGAUUGAUUAUAUGGUAUGGUAGUAAGUUAACUCUCAGCAAAGGAUAUAGUGGAGGGGAUAUCAUGAACAUAUUGUUCGCUGUCAUUAUAGGAGCAAGAUCAUUGGGUGAUGCAACCCCCUGCAUUGCUGCCUUUGAGGAAGGAAGAGUUGCCGCUUACAGAUUGUUUACAACAAUCAACAGGAAACCAGAGAUUGACUAUGAUGAUACUACCGGUAUUGUGUUAGAAGACAUCAAAGGUGAUGUAGAGCUGAGGGAUGUGUCUUUCAGUUACCCAAGCAGGCCAGAGCAAGUAAUAUUUGGUGGACUUUCAAUGCAUGUAUCAAGUGGCACAACAAUGGCCAUAGUUGGGGAGAGUGGGAGUGGAAAAUCAACUGUGAUCAAUCUGGUUGAGAGAUUUUAUGAUCCACAGGCUGGUGAAGUGUUGAUCGAUGGAAUGAACAUCAAGAGAUUUAAGUUAGACUGGAUAAGAGGGCAGAUUGGCCUUGUUAACCAGGAACCAAUGCUCUUCAUGACAUCCAUCAAGGAGAACAUAACCUAUGGAAAAGAGGACGCAACACUUGAAGAGAUCAAGAGAGCAGCUGAGCUUGCCAAUGCAGCAAGGUUCAUCGAGAAUUUGCCUAAUGGUUAUGACACAACAGCUGGACAACGUGGUGCUCAGCUUUCAGGGGGGCAGAAGCAAAGGAUUGCGAUCGCGAGAGCCAUCCUAAAAAAUCCAAAAAUCCUUUUGCUCGAUGAAGCGACUAGUGCUUUGGAUUUGGGCUCUGAGAGGGCAGUUCAAGAAGCACUAAACAAGAUCAUGGUUGGGAGAACAACAAUUGUUGUGGCACACCGUCUGAGCACUGUUAGAAAUGCUCACUGCAUCUCAGUUAUUUCUGGAGGAAAAAUAGUCGAACAAGGAAAUCAUGAUAAAUUGGUAAAAGAUCCUGCUGGGGCGUACUCUCAGCUUACUCGGCUACAAGAGGCACACGGGGGGAUAAAUGCUGGAGUAUCAGGUCCAUUAUCUGAAAGAAGUCAAUCACUCGAGCGAUCAAUUAGUAGAAGUCCAGGUGGGAGCGGUCGUCAUUCUUUAAUCCUCCCUGUGAGCUUGCCUGGCACCAACGAUGGUGCAGAUGGUGAGAAACAAAACAAGAACACUGAUGGCCAACCAUCUAAGAAGGCCCCAAUGGGCCGCCUAUUUGGCCUAAACAAACCAGAAAUGGCAGUUCUUUUAUUUGGUUCUCUUGCGGCAAUAAUUGAUGGAACUGUCUACCCAAUGAUGGGUUUGGUAAUGGCCAGUGCCGCAAAAAUAUUCUAUGAAUUACCAACAGACAAGCGACAGAAAGAUUCUAUCUUUUGGGGAUUGCUAUGUGUUGGGCUGGGCGCCGUUGCAUUGAUAUCAAAGCUAGCAAAUAGCCUUCUAUUUGAAAUAGCAGGUGGAAAACUUGUAGAGCGCAUUCGUGCUUUGACAUUUCAAAGCUUACUGUACCAAGAGGCUGCUUGGUUUGAUCAUCCUGCAAAUUCUAGUGGAGCACUUGGUGGAAGGCUAUGUACAGAUGCCCUUAAUGUGAGACGUCUUGUAGGUGGUAACUUGGCCUUAAUGGUCCAAUGUACUGCAUCAUUUCUUUGUGGACUUGUAAUAGCAAUGAUCGCAGACUGGAAGCUUUCAUUGGUCAUCUUAAUUGUAAUUCCUUUAAUGGGUGUCCAGGGUUAUGCCCAAGUUAAGUUCCUAGAGGGGUUCAGUCAAGAUGCCAAGACCAUGUAUGAAGAAGCAAGUCAAGUGGCAACUGAAGCAGUUGGUAGCAUCAGAACAGUAGCAUCUUUUUGCGCCGAGAAGAGAGUGAUGACAAUAUACAAUCAGAAAUGUCAAGCUUCUAAAGAUCAAGGAAUUAGAACUGGAAUAGUCGGAGGUCUUGGCUUUGGUUUCUCAUAUAUGAUUCUGUAUGCCACUUCUUCUCUAUGUUACUAUGUUGGUGCAAAGUUUAUUAGUCAAGGCAACUCUACUUUCGGUAGCGUCUUCCAGGCUAACUUUGCUCUAGUUUUGGCCAUGAUUGGAGCAUCACAAACUAGCGCUAUGGCUUCUGAUUCAACCAAGGCAAAAGAUUCUGCAAAUUCCAUAUUCAUGAUUUUAGAUAGAAAAUCUCAAAUCGAUUCCAGCAGCGGGGAAGGUUCAACCAUGAAGCUUGUCAAGGGUGACAUUGACUUUAUGCAUAUCAGCUUCAGAUACCCAUCGCGUCCAGAUAUUCAAAUAUUCAGCGACUUUAAUUUGAGCGUUCCCUCUAGAAAGACUGUCGCGCUUGUUGGCCAAAGUGGCAGCGGGAAAUCUACAGUAAUUGCUUUGCUAGAGCGUUUCUAUGAUCCUGAUUCUGGUGUAAUCCUUUUGGACGGAGUGGAAAUCAAAAGCCUAAAGCUCAGUUGGUUGAGGGACCAGAUGGGAUUGGUAAGCCAAGAACCAGUACUGUUCAACGACACGAUACGAGCCAAUAUAGCAUACGGAAAGCAUGAAGAGGUAACCGAGGAAGAGAUUGCUGUGGCUGCUAAAGCAGCCAAUGCCCACGAAUUCAUAUCAAGCAUGCCACACGGGUACAGCACGGCAGUUGGAGAGAGAGGAAGCCAGCUAUCCGGCGGGCAGAAGCAGCGCAUAGCUAUUGCAAGGGCCAUCCUCAAGGACCCAAGGAUACUGCUUCUGGACGAGGCGACGAGCGCGCUGGAUGCCGAGUCGGAGCACAUCGUUCAGGACGCGUUGGAUCGGAUGAUGGUCGGCAGGACGACCAUCAUCGUGGCGCACCGCCUCUCGACGAUCCAAGGAGCUGACAUAAUCGCAGUUCUGAAGGACGGCGCGAUCGUGGAGAAAGGGACGCACGAGGCCCUGAUGGGCACGGAAGGAGGAGCGUAUGCUUCGCUUGUAAAACUUCGCCCAGUGCAACAUGAUGCAAGGCUUGGACCAGGGAAUCAACUCGAACUACUGGAAUGUACGGCGGCUUAG